This is a messenger RNA of Asterias rubens (European starfish), 1572 nucleotides long. Its product is annotated as extracellular serine proteinase-like. Gene Ontology annotation, molecular function: serine-type endopeptidase activity. Gene Ontology annotation, biological process: proteolysis. The record is from RefSeq and is a predicted model, not a curated record. Bases 238 to 1422 code for a protein of 394 amino acids. Lineage: Eukaryota; Metazoa; Echinodermata; Asteroidea; Forcipulatida; Asteriidae. The transcript is spliced from 8 exons.
UGAACACACCUUAACUGGUGAUACUCAACACCAAGUGAAAAACCACAACAGUGAUUUUUAUUUCUUAAUGUAGAUAAGAACUAUUAUUUUUACAAUUGGAUGCCGCAACAGAAGUCACUUCUUCCAAGUUAUGUUUUAUUGUCUUUGGUAAAAUACAUCGCCGCAGUUUGAUUUGCCAGAAUACACUGGCUACUUCUACGGACAUUAUUGUGAGUGAAUCUAUUUCCGAGGUCCCAGAUGGCUAAUUCGGUAUUGAAUUGGCUACAAACCUUCAUGGUAGUCGUUUCCCUCUUCCCUGGAGUGGUGGUGUCUUUAGCUCCUCUUUAUGGAGAAGCAGCAAGUCAUCUUCAAGACAAGUAUCUAGUCCAUCUCAAGGAAAACAACAAUGUUCGGGAGACUAUUCAAGCCAUGGAAGAAAUGAUGACGAAACGGUCUAGGGUCGUCUGGAGAGUACAUGAAACAUUUGAAGAAACAAUAGGAGCCUUUGUUGCUGAACUAGACCAGGGUGCAUUGGAUGCGAUCAGAGCAAAUCCCAAAGUUGAUUUCGUGGAAAGAGACCAAGCAGUUUACAUGUAUCUAGACGCCUCUCAACACGCUGAGAGUAAUCUUCACACUGAGUGGGGUUUAGACCGUAUCGACCAGCGGGAACUACCACUCGAUGGAGUCUUUGAUGUAGAAGGGACGGGAGAUGGGGUACAUGUUUAUGUAUUGGACACCGGUCUUCUGGCGUCACAUGAGGAAUUCCAGGGAAGAGCAAACAUUGUGUAUGACCACUUUAAUGAAGAGGGCACAGAUUGUCAGGGCCACGGCACGCAUGUUGCUGGUAUUAUUGCUGGUAAAACGUAUGGGGUAGCUAAAGAAGUCUUUCUACACGGUGCAAGAGUUCUCAAUUGUGAAGGCGAGGGAACAGUUUCAAGUGUACUUGGAGCCCUUGAUUGGGUAGCGAAACAUGCAACUCAUCCAGCUGUAGUGUCAAUGUCUUUAGGAGGAGACUACUCUUUAUCAUUGACCAAGAUGAUCAAAAGAACUGUCGAGUCUGGUUUAACAGUUGUUGUGGCUGCUGGUAAUUCCCAUGCCGACGCAUGCAGUUGUUCACCCGCCAAUUCAGAAGAGGCCCUCACGGUGUCUGCCAGUGACAUCGAGGAUCGUGUAGCAUCUUUCUCCAAUGUGGGCAAGUGUGUGGACCUCUUCGCACCAGGAGUCAACAUCAACAGCGCCUGGAAAAACUCCUUGACGGAUACAAAAGUUCAAUCCGGGACAUCUAUGGCUUGUCCGUUUGUAUCAGGUGCUAUUGCUGUGAUGCUUGGGAAUGACCCUAGUCUGACCCCUACAGAGAUCAAAGAAAGACUACUAGUGAAGUCAUCUAUGGUAAUGCAGUCAACGGAUGCAGAUACACCAAAUAAUCUACUGUAUUUAGAGUAACAGCAAUUACUACAGUGACUUUUAAGUCUGAUAUGGUGACGAACGACAAUGGAGAAGUUCACCCCAUACCACUUUAUCGCCAAUAGACCUUAUCGCAAAUACCAAUGCGCAAGCGCAGACUGUUGAAUGAGGUGCAUUGUGGGAUAGGUA